This is a messenger RNA of Coregonus sp. 'balchen', 17015 nucleotides long. The record is from the annotation of a GenBank genome assembly. NCBI's taxonomy places the organism in Eukaryota, Metazoa, Chordata, Actinopteri, Salmoniformes, Salmonidae.
AUGAGAGGGACUGCCGUAUCCAAGGGCAUUGCAGGCAGCCAGGCAGGCAAGGUGCUGAAGCAGACUGCGCUGCGGACGCGACUGCUAGACUUGUGGUGUCUGACGGUAGUGGGAUAGGGACUCCCUCCUCUAGCGCAAACUCCGCCAGUAGCAGCAGCCAGCGCGCUGUCAGGACGAUGCAGGAUUGGACCUUCACAUUGUACGCGUGUUGGCGACCUCCUGUGGCCGUGUGAAGAGAGACUUGAAAUACAAUGCAUCGUUGCCUGUAGCCUGUGGGGACAGUACAGUACAGUGGCUUACUGACAAAUACUGCAACUUUGAAAGAUUGUUGUUGUAUGUAUUGAUUGGUAAAUGAAAAAUAUAAUAUUUUACCUAUAGCUAUAAUUUUCUUAAUAACGAUGAUGAUUUGUUCUGGUUUUGUGUUGCCAUGUUCAUUACAAAUUAUUCCACUCUGCUGAUUUUCUAUAGAUGAGAGAUGCAAGGAACAUGAUUAAGGCUAGGAGUUUUUCCUGACCAGCGAACCUGAUCAAGGAACCACUCUGGGCCCUAAACAUGAUUACUGAUCUAGAAACACUCAGGGCCCUAAACACUAUCACUGAUCUAGAAUCAUAAACCAUUUACCUUUUCACUGGCCAUACAUUCUACUGAGGUUAUUUUUUACACCUGGAGUUGAUAACCUCCCUGACAUUGAAUGUUGAAACCUAUAGAAGGGGGGUCGGAAGUACGGCCAGCGAGACAUUUUUAAAUGUAUUAAAUAUUAUUAUAUUUCAAUUACGAUUUAUUAUACAAACAACUUCCAAUAGAUGGCGCUGUAGCCUGGCAGCGCGCUCUGUAUUUGGGCCUACAGUCAGAUUCAGAAUUACAUUUUUUACAUUUUAGUCAUUUAGCAGACGCUCUUACAGUUAGUGAGUGCAUACAUUUUUUUUUUUCAUACAUGCGCUCAGUCAUCAUAGCCACUUCAUUGCUUGACAACUUUUUAAGUGAAAAAUGAGUGCUGCGGAAAUGAGAAAAGUAGACUCUGAAUGUUGUGUGUUUAAAGAAGAAUGGACAGCAAAAUACUUUUCUUUACUAAUAUUGAUAUGCCAAGAAAGUGUUGCCAUUUUUAAGGAAUAUAAUCUCAAUCUUCAUUUUUUUUCAAUCAAGCAUGCUAACUAAGCAGAUGGCUUCGAUCUUUUUUCUAUAGCACUGGAUGAGAGUACAGACAUCAGAGACACCGCUCAACUUUUAAUUUUUGUCAGAGAAAAAAUUAGAACUUUGAAAUAACAGAGGAACAUAUUGUGAUGGAAUCAAUGAUGGGAACAACCAGGGGCUCUGAUUUAUAUGACAGGGUGUCUGCCUGCUUGGAAAAAAUGAAUCUACCAUGGAGCAAACUGACAAACGUCACAACAGAUGGAUCACCAAAUCUAACCGGUAAAAACAUUGGCCUACUAAAAAGAUUACAAGACAAAGUAAAAGAAGGAAGCCCUAACUCGGAGGAAUUUAUAUUUAUUCACUGUAUUAUUCAUCAGGAAGCCCUGUGUAAAAGUGUAUUAAAGCUUGAAAAUGUUGUCAAAGUGGUUGUAUAACUUGUCAACUUUAUACGCACAAGGGUGUUUAACCAUUGUCAGUUCAUUCAGCUGUUCAAUGACACAGAGGCAGAGCACCAGGACUUGUGGUGUGGACAUAUUGGGUUAUCUGAACGAUCUAAAUGAGAAACUGCAGGGAAAUUGUGUUUUUGUGCAUGAACUGUAUUCCAACGUGAAAGCAUUUAAGGCCAAACUUAUGUUGUUCUCCAGACAAAUGAGCAGCCGGUCUCUCGCUCAUUUUCCGACACUGGCCGCACUGAACGCGCCCACAUUGCAGUGCCACACUGAGACAUACAGUAGCACUUUGAUCGACCUGCAUGCUGAGUUCCCGCCGCUUCUCAGACUUCACCAAGAUUGAGACUGAGCUGGAGCUUGUAUCAUGCCACCUGUCUUUCGACAGUGAGAAAGCACCCCCAGACACACAAUCGGAGCUCAUUGACAUCCAAUGUGACAGUGCUUUGAAGGAGAAGUACAAAACAGCAACAAUAGACCACUUCUAUGGCUCACUGAAUGAAACAAAGUUUCCAAACAUUAAAAAGCACGCCCAAAGGAUGCUUGUUUUAUUCGGGUCCACAUACAGUGGGGAAAAAAUGUAUUUAGUCAGCCACCAAUUGUGCAAGUUCUCCCACUUAAAAAGAUGAGAGAGGCCUGUAAUUUUCAUCAUAGGUACACGUCAACUAUGACAGACAAAUUGAGAAUUCUUUUUUCCAGAAAAUCACAUUGUAGGAUUUUUUAUGAAUUUAUUUGCAAAUUAUGGUGGAAAAUAAGUAUUUGGUCACCUACAAACAAGCAAUAUUUCUGGCUCUCACAGACCUGUAACUUCUUCUUUAAGAGGCUCCUCUGUCCUCCACUCGUUACCUGUAUUAAUGGCACCUGUUUGAACUUGUUAUCAGUAUAAAAGACACCUGUCCACAACCUCAAACAGUCACACUCCAAACUCCACUAUGGCCAAGACCAAAGAGCUGUCAAAGGACACCAGAAACAAAAUUGUAGACCUGCACCAGGCUGGGAAGACUGAAUCUGCAAUAGUUAAGCAGCUUGGUUUGAAGAAAUCAACUGUGGGAGCAAUUAUUAGGAAAUGGAAGACAUACAAGACCACUGAUAAUCUCCCUCGAUCUGGGGCUCCACGCAAGAUCUCACCCCGUGGGGUCAAAAUGAUCACAAGAACGGUGAGCAAAAAUCCCAGAACCACACGGGGGGACCUAGUGAAUGACCUGCAGAGAGCUGGGAUCAAAGUAACAAAGCCUACCAUCAGUAACACACUACACCGCCAGGGACUCAAAUCCUGCAGUGCCAGACGUAUCCCCCUGCUUAAGCCAGUACAUGUCCAGGCCCGUCUGAAGUUUGCUAGAGUGCAUUUGGAUGAUCCAGAAGAGGAUUGGGAGAAUGUCAUAUGGUCAGAUGAAACCAAAAUAGAACUUUUUGGUAAAAACUCAACUCGUCGUGUUUGGAGGACAAAGAAUGCUGAGUUGCAUCCAAAGAACACCAUACCUACUGUGAAGCAUGGGGGUGGAAACAUCAUGCUUUGGGGCUGUUUUUCUGCAAAGGGACCAGGACGACUGAUCCGUGUAAAGGAAAGAAUGAAUGGGGCCAUGUAUCGUGAGAUUUUGAGUGAAAACCUCCUUCCAUCAGCAAGGGCAUUGAAGAUGAAACGUGGCUGGGUCUUUCAGCAUGACAAUGAUCCCAAACACACCGCCCGGGCAACGAAGGAGUGGCUUCGUAAGAAGAAUUUCAAGGUCCUGGAGUGGCCUAGCCAGUCUCCAGAUCUCAACCCCAUAGAAAAUCUUUGGAGGGAGUUGAAAGUCCGUGUUGCCCAGCGACAGCCCCAAAACAUCACUGCUCUAGAGGAGAUCUGCAUGGAGGAAUGGGCCAAAAUACCAGCAACAGUGUGUGAAAACCUUGUGAAGACUUACAGAAAACGUUUGACCUGUGUCAUUGCCAACAAAGGGUAUAUAACAAAGUAUUGAGAAACUUUUGUUAUUGACCAAAUACUUAUUUUCCACCAUAAUUUGCAAAUAAAUUCAUUAAAAUCCUACAAUGUGAUUUUCUGUGAAAAAAAUUCUAAUUUUGUCUGUCAUAGUUGACGUGUACCUAUGAUGAAAAUUACAGGCCUCUCUCAUCUUUUUAAGUGGGAGAACUUGCACAAUUGGUGGCUGACUAAAUACUUUUUUCCCCCACUGUAUGUGUGAACAAACGUUCUCAUUCAUGAAUUACAACAAAUCCUGUCACAGGUCAAAUUUAACAAAUGACCACUUGUCAGCUGUUCUGAGAAUCUCUACAUCAAAGAUGACAGCAGACUUUGAUGCCCUUGCCAAGAGAGGUGACCACACCCAUUGUUCACAUUAAGACUUGAAUAACCGUGACUGGGGAAGGCAAGGAUGACGCUUUUUCAUGGUGAUGGUCAUGCAGUGACAAUUAUGCAGCAAUGCACUUGGAUACAGGUAAUAACUAAUCAGUCAGAUUUGGACUGAGGUGAUUGGAUAACUGUAAAUAUGGCUCACAAUGGAGAUGAGAAUUGUUCCUUAAUAUGCUUUCAAAAACGGACCAUUUCAAAUGAAACGGAUGCUCUUACCAUAUGUUUCACUCAAAUUUUAGAAUAGUUUUUUUUUGCUGUUACAUUUUGCAUGUCUCCAGUCAUAUAAUAAUUUAUAUAUCUAUUUUUAAGUUUGCAUAUUGUGACUGUAAGUUUGACUGUGAUCUUAUAAAUUAUAUCAAUUUUGUGAAAAUGUUGUUCACAAAAAACAAGGGUAGAAAUGGUACAAGGGUAGAAUUGUUCUGCAAGCAUACAGUACACUAGUAGUUGCAUGUCAAUGUUAAAAUGAAUAAAGGCUUCACAUGUUUUGUCAAGCAUAUAGUAUGUGGCCCUUCACUUGGUUUCAAAAACUCAAUGUGGCCCUUGAGCCAAAAGGUUUGUCCACCCCUGCCCUAUAGCCUAGUGGUUAAACAUCAGUAUUUGAACUUUGGGUGUCGUAAACAUAUUUUCAGAAAGAGCACACAGUAGGAUACACAAAGAGAUACAGGAUGGCUCUGUGCAUCCCUGACACCUCCCUCUCAGAUAACAUAUUAAUUAUUGUUGAACGUGUUAUUUUGGUUGAGUCACACUUGACAAGAUAACUUCACGUGUCCCUCUUCCGCUUGGUAAAGCAAUCAUCUCCUAAAACAAGUUCAGUAUAAAGGCUGUUUUGCAAAGUUGGCAAAGAGUUUUUCCACACCUCAGCUAUAGUGUACCAGCUACAGGUACCCUACUGACCAGCUCUCCCCUGUCACACUGCUGAAUCUGGCCAUCUACAUUGGAGGAACCAUGAGAAUACAGCUGCCCAACCCAGGCCUGGAAGACAGGAUCCUGUCCCAUGAGGAGCUGGAUAAGCUGGAAACGGAGGAGGCUGGGAGUGGAGACAGGCCCAAAUGGGACAACAAGACCCAGUACAUGCUCACCUGCGUGGGGUUCUGUGUGGGGCUGGGGAACGUAUGGAGAUUCCCUUACCUGUGCCAGAGUCAUGGGGGAGGUAGGUGGUGUUGUGCUGCAGUGGGUUUUUAUGGUGUUGGAUGGGGUGUGGUGAGGUUCGGGUUGGAUGGGGUUGGAUGGGGUGUGGUGAGGUUCGGGUUGGAUGGGGUUGGAUGGGGUGUGGUUGGGGUUGGAUGGGGUGUGGUUGGAUGGGGUUGGAUGGGGUGUGGUGUGGUUGGAUCGGGUUGGAUGGGGUGUGGUGUGGUUGGAUGGGGUGUGCUGUGGUUGGAAUGGGUUGGAUGGGAUUGGAUGUGGUUGGAUGGGGUCACUUGUAUGGGGUUGAAUGGGUUCACUUGUAUGAGGAAAGCUGUUCUUCUCUGAUCUGUUUGAUGUACAGUCUGUAUUUGGUGUCUGUGAGAAAAUACUGAUUUUACUUUACAGUGUUCUUAUUAUUGUACGUGCAGUUUAACAAAUAUUCUAAUUACACAUUGGACACAUUGUUCCACUGUUCUCAGGUACAUUGUGUGUACUUACAAUACAAUAAAACACAGAACUAAUGAGAACACUGCAAAACAUGUAUGCUGUUUAUGUCACUGGUUUAUGUGUAGUCUGACCAUGUGGAUCUGUCUCUAUGGAGGUGUCACUGGUUUAUGUGUAGUCUAACCAUGUGGAUCUGUCUCUAUGGAGGUGUCACUGGUUUAUGUGCAGUCUGACCAUGUGGAUCUGUCUCUAUGGAGGUGUCACUGGUUUAUGUGUAGUCUAACCAUGUGGAUCUGUCUCUAUGGAGGUGUCACUGGUUUAUGUGUAGUCUAACCAUGUGGAUCUGUCUCUAUGGAGGUGUCACUGGUUUAUGUGCAGUCUAACCAUGUGGAUCUGUAUCUAUGGAGGUGUCACUGGUUUAUGUGUAGUCUAACCAUGUGGAUCUGUCUCUAUGGAGGUGUCACUGGUUUAUGUGUAGUCUAACCAUGUGGAUCUGUCUCUAUGGAGGUGUCACUGGUUUAUGUGCAGUUAACCAUGUGGAUCUGUCUCUAUGGAGGUGUCACUGGUUUAUGUGCAGUCUAACCAUGUGGAUCUGUAUCUAUGGAGGUGUCACUGGUUUAUGUGUAGUCUAACCAUGUGGAUCUGUCUCUAUGGAGGUGUCACUGGUUUAUGUGUAGUCUAACCAUGUGGAUCUGUCUCUAUGGAGGUGUCACUGGUUUAUGUGCAGUUUAACCAUGUGGAUCUGUCUCUAUGGAGGUGUCACUGGUUUAUGUGUAGUCUAACCAUGUGGAUCUGUAUCUAUGGAGGCUCCAGCACCACAAACACUGCAUUUAAUUAGCAAAUGUAGUAACUUAUUACAAUGACUUAUGCUGACAGGCCUUGCAUAGGUGUUAAGGCCUGAUAUACGUCACACCUCCAGUCAAAUCAAAUCAAAAUGUUUUUGCCACAUGCGCCGAAUACAACAGGUGUAGACCUUACAGUGAAAUGCUUACUUACAAGCCCUUAACCAACAAUGCAGUUUUAAGAAAAACAAGUGUUAAGUAAAAAAAUAGAUAAGUAAAAAAUAAAAAAUAAAAAAGAAUGAAAGAGCAGCAGCAUAAUGACUUGUCAAUGACUGACGGAGAGGACAGGCCCGGAGUCUAGAGAUGGAUCCCAGGAAAAAUAUCUAACUGUUUGUCAGUUAGUAUAACAGUUAUUAACUUGCACUUUGCCCAUGUCGCCAAAAACAUGAUGCUACAAUGCCUUCAGAAAGUGUUCAUACCCCUUGACUUAUUCCACAUUAUGUUGUGUUACAGCCUGAAUUCAAAAUGGAUAAAACAUUUAUUUUUUUACCCAUCUACACACAAUACGCCAUAAUGACAAAGUGAAAACAUGUUUUUAGACAUUUUUGCAAAUGUAUUGAAAAUGAAAUACAGAAAUAUAUAAUUUACAUAAGUAUUCACACCCCUGAGUCAGUACAUGUUAGAAUCACCUUUGGCAGCGAUUACAGCCGUGAGUGUUUCUGGGUAAGUCUUUAAGAGCUUUGCACACCUGGAUUGUACAAUAUUUGCCCAUUGUUCUUUUUAACAUUCUUCAAGCUCAAGUUGGUUGUUAAUCAUUGCUGGACAGCCAUUUCCAACUCUUGCCACAGAUCUUCAAGCUGAUUUAAGUCAAAACUGUAACUAGACCACUCAGGAACAUUGCGUGUCGUCUUGGUAAGCAACUCCAGUGUAUAUCUGGCCUUGUGUUUUAGGUUAUUGUCCUGCUGAAAGGUGAACGUCUCCCAGUGUCGUUGGAAAGCAGACUGAACCAGGUUUUCCUCUAGGAUUUUGCCUGUGCUUAGCUCAAUUCGGUUUCUUUUUAUCCUAAAAAACUCCCUAGUCGAUGUAAAGCAUACCCAUAACAUGAUGCAGCCACCACCAUGCUAGAAAAUAUGGAGAGUGGUACUCAGUGAUGUGUUGUGUUGGAUUUGCCCCAAACAUAACGCUUUGUAUUCAGGACAUAAAGUUAAUUUCUUUGUCAGAUUUUUUGCAGUUUUACUUUAGUGCCUUAUUGCAAACAGGAUGCAUGUAUUGGAAUAUUUGUAUUCUGUACAGGCUUCCUUCUUUUAAUUCUGUCAUUUAAGGUAGUAUUGUGGCGUAACUACAAUAUUGUUGAUCCAUCCUCAGUUUUCUCCUAUCACAGCUUUUAAACUCUGUAACUGUUUUAAAUUCACAAUUGGCCUCAUGGAAAAAUCCCUGAGCGGUUUCCUUCCUCUCCGGCAACUGAGUUAGGAAGGACGCCUGUAUCUUUGUAGUGACUGGGUGUAUUGAUACACCAUCCAAAGUGUAAUUAAUAACUUCACCAUGCUCAAAGGAAUAUUCAAUGUCUGUUUGUUUUUUUACCCAUCUACCAAUAUUUGCCCUUCUUUGUGAGACAUUGGAAAACUUCCCUGGUCUAUUUGGUUGAAUCUGUGUUUGAAAUUCACUGCUCGACUGAGGGACCUUACAGAUAAUUGUAUGUGUGGGGUACAGAGAUGAGGCAGUCAUUCAAAAAUCAUGGUAAACACUAUUAUUGUAGAGUCUAGAUAUUAUUCUAUUUUUUGAUUUUUUUGAGUCAAUGCAACUUAUUGUGACUUGUUAAGCAUAUUUUUACUCCUGAACUUAUUUAGGCUUGCCAUAACAAAGGGGUUGAAUACUUAUUGACUCUAGACAUUUCAGCUUUUCAUUUUUUAUUAAUUUGUAAGAAUUUCACAAAACAUAAUUCCACUUCGACAUUAUGGGGUAUUGUGUGUAGGCCAGUCACACAAAAUCUAAAUUUAAUCAAUUUUAAAUUCAGGCUGUAACACAACAAAAUGUGGAAAAAGUCAAUGGGUGUGAAUACUUUCUGAAGGCACUGUAUAGCCAUCUACUGUAUUUUAGGCAAACAAUGAGAAUACUAUUUCUAAUGGUUCUAAACUGGGAUAAAUGAGGGAUAUAAGUAGAACAUGGGCUUUCUUGUGCCGACCUAGGGUAGAUAAGAUGCUUUAGCCCAGUAAAAUCCUCCUAGUGUGAUAAAUGGAAUGUACGGAAACACUUCUGCUCUUAUCUUAUCUAAAUACAGAGAGAAUGCGUAAAUGGACUUACAGUAACAUCCCAUCAUGUUCUAUGGAAACUGUUUGACUACAAGCGCCUGAAUGACUGAUAAGGCAGAUAAGGACUGUUAAGGCAGAUAAGGACUGUUAUGUACUGAAGACUGCUGAUGGAGCGGAAAGCCUUGAGAAGUGUUUGUUGUGGACGGAGGGAUAGUCACCUGUACAUUGAACCACCAGCACCAACACUAUCCCGUGCCCCAGUAAAUCCUUUACUUUUGCCGUUCCUGCCUGCAACAGGUGUAUUGACUUGUCUCCGUAAAAGGACGUCAGUGUUAUGUGAUUCCCAAGUGGUUAAAUUGUUUCUCUCUCUCGCUAUUUCUCUCUAUCCUUUUUUUUUGGCAGUAUGUUUAGAUAGACAGGUAUGUGUAUCUAUGAGCCCCCUGUUUUUAUCCAUACCGCAGUACGACUGGUAAUAUGUACUCCAUUACAUCUGCAGGUGUCUGUAUGUCAUGAGAUGUCAUUAAGAGUCUUUUUACCAACGUUUUAAGAGCUUUGAUUGUCCCCCCUUUGUUCUCAGGUGCAUUCAUGAUUCCUUUCCUGAUCCUGCUGGUUCUAGAAGGUGUUCCCCUGCUCCAUCUGGAGUUUGCUAUUGGUCAACGUCUAAGGAAAGGCAGUUUAGGGGUGUGGUCAACUAUCCAUCCUUACUUGGCUGGAGUUGGUAAGCAACACUUUCCCUAUCUCUGGUCCAGGGCACGUGCAGUUUGCUGCAUGUAAGCAGCAGGUAAACGCCCCGGGACCAGAGCUACACAUGCUGCUUCAAUAAACCUUCAGUCAUCAUGGACUCAAAUAAAUCAAAUAAAUCAAUUUUUAUUUGUCACAUACACGUGUUUAGCAGAUGUUAUAGCGGGUGUAGCGAAAUACUUGUGCUUCUAGCUCCGACAGUGCAGUAAUAUCUAACAAGUAAUAUCUAACAAUUUCACAACAUAUACCCAAUACACACAAAACUAGUAAGGAAUGGGAUUUAAGAAUAUAUACAUAUAUGGACAAGCAAUGACAGAGCGGCAUGGACUAAGAUACAGUAGAAUAUUAUAGAAUAGAAUGCAGUAUAUACAUAUGAGAUGAGUCGUGCAAGAUAUGUAAACAUUAUUAAAGUAACUAGAGUUCUUAAAGUGGCCAGUGAUUUAAAAUAGGCAGCAGCAGCCUCUAAUGUGCUAGUGAUGGCUAUUUAACAGUCUGAUGGCUUUGAGAUAGAAGCUGUUUUUCAUUCUCUCGGUCCCAGCUUUGAUGCACCUGUACUGACCUCGCCUUCUGGAUGAUAGCGGGGUGAACAGGCAGUGGCUCGGGUGGUUGAUGUCCUUGAUGAUCUUUUUGGCCUUCCUGUGACAUCGGGUGCUGUAUGUUUCUUGGUGGGCGGGUAGUUUGCUCCCGGUAAUGCGUUCGGCAGACUGCACCACCCUCUGGAGAGCCCUGCGGUUGCGGGUGGUGCAGUUGCCGUACCAGGCGGUGAUACAGCCGACAGGAUGUUCUCAAUUGUGCAUCUGUAAAAGUUUGUGAGGGUUUUAGGUGCUAAGCCAAAUUUCUUCAGCCUCCUGAGGUUGAAGAGGCUCUGUUGCGCCUUCUUCACCAAACUGUCUGCAUGGGUGGCCCAUUUCAGUUUGUCGGUGAUGUGUACGCCAAGGAACUUGAAGCUUUCCACCUUCUCCACUGCGGUCCUGUCAAUGAGGAUAGGGGGGUGCACCCUCUGCUGUUUCCUGAAGUCCACGAUCAUCUCCUUUGUUUUGUUAAUGUUGAGUGAGAGGUUAUUUUUCUGGCACCACACACCCAGAGCCCUCACCUCCUCCCUGUAGACGCUCUCGUCAUUGUUGGUAAUCAAGCACUGCUCUGUGUUCUUGCCAGGCAUUGCGUCCAUGUUUGUUUCUCUUAUGAUCAGCCUGUACUACAACACCAUCAUGGCCUGGGUGAUGUGGUACUUGUUUAACUCCUUCCAAGAGACGCUUCCUUGGAGCCAGUGUCCCCUCAAUGACAAUCUAACAGGUAAGAGUGCAGUACAGACACAGUCUUCAUGCAUUCAUUAAAAAAAUGAGAUGUACUGUACAGUAUUUGAGACAUUAUGGGAGUCAGGGGUCAGGGGUAAAUUCCAUUUUAAAUUCAGCUAAUUCAGGAAGUCAACAGAUAUUCCAUAGAGGAGAACUGAGAAAAAUGUUAGUUUACUUCCUGAAUUAAUUAACUGAAUUGAAAUGGAAUUGACCUCAAUCCUGAUAAACAUGCUUCACCCUCAGGAUGAUAGCUACAUUACAAGGAAGAAGUACAUUUAUUAUGAGUUUGAGGACCGAGUUUGGGAAACCCUGCACUAGGGAAUAGGGUGCUAUUUGGGAUGCAGCCUAUGUAUGAAUAAUCCAAUCAUGUAUGUCUAAUUCUAAUAAUGUAUUAUUUGUCGAUUUUUUAACAUAAAUGUCCCAGGCCUGGUGUCAGAGUGUGAGCUGAGCUCCCCAGUGGAUUACUUCUGGUACAGAGAGACCCUGAACACCACCCCAGACAUUGGUGAGAACGGGGGUCUGCAGUGGUGGAUGGUGCUGUGUCUAGUCAGUGCCUGGGCUAUGCUCUAUAUCUGCAUCAUCCGAGGCAUCGAGACCACUGGGAAGGUAUAGCAGCUCAACAUAUCUGAGACAAGGACUACAUGAUAACGUUCACAUUUAUGACCAAUUAUGACCAAUAACAAUGGAUGAAAAUUGGAAAUUGACAAAUAAAACAGUAUAAAGGUAGUUUUAUGUUAUCAUGUCUCAGUGAUUGCAAAGGUAUAGUGACAUCACCGUCUCCCCUCUCCUCAUAGGCUGUGUAUGUCACCUCAACGCUACCCUACGUAGUGUUGAGCAUUUUCCUGAUCAGAGGUCUGACUUUGAAAGGCUCUUUGAGUGGAGUCGUGUUUCUCUUCACCCCGGACGUAAGUCACGUGUUUACGGCCCAAAUGGCACCCUAUUCCCUACAUAGUGCACUACUUUUACUUAGAGCCCUAUGGACCCUGGUUAAAAGUAGUGCACUACAUAGAGAAUAGGGUGCCAUUUGGGACACUGUUACACUAAAAACUCACACUAAAAGAAAUACAAGCCCAUCCCUGAAAUGAUAUCAGCUAUAAAUGUCAUAUAUAGUCAGGUAAAUCUGAUUGAUGUAACAAAACGUUGUGUUGUUGUCCCAGUUGGCAUAGCUUGCUGUUGUAACAAAACGUUGUGUUGUUGUCCCAGUUGGCAGAGCUUGCUGAUGUAACAAAACGUUGUGUUGUUGUCCCAGUUGGCAGAGCUUGCUGAUGUAACAAAACGUUGUGUUGUUGUCCCAGUUGGCAUAGCUUGCUGAUGUAACAAAGCGUUGUGUUGUUGUCCCAGUUGGCAGAGCUUGCUGAUGUAACAAAACGUUGUGUUGUUGUCCCAGUUGGCAGAGCUGGCCAACCCAACUACCUGGCUGGAUGCAGGUGCCCAGGUGUUCUAUUCCUUCUCCAUAGCGUUUGGCGGCCUCAUCUCUUUCUCCAGCUAUAACUCAGUGCAGUAAGUCACAAUCACCCAUCUAAACUACUAUGGUUUAAUCAAUGUAUUAUAUAUUUUAGAAACAGUUGUUUACUAUGUGUUAUGUGAAUUAUUUAACAAACUAUUUCAGUUUCUCUGUGCGUCUCCCAAAAGGUUGUAAGUCUUUUGGGAUUUAAGUAACGGCCAGAGUCCCGGUCUGCAUAGUCAGAGAUAUUUAUUCAUUGAGAAUUCUGCCAUCACAAUUUCAGAGUCCAUCUUUUAUACUCAUACGUCAUACAAAAAUAAAUCCCUCCCCUCUGUAGGCGGGCUGUAGUUUUCCACUCUAAAACUGCUCUACUGACCUUCUGUUUACACACACACACACAUAUACACACAUGCAUACACACAUACAUACACACACACACACACAUAUCCUACUCCCUGCUUUACUCAGUUAUUGCCGUUCUCACAAUAUUCUGCACCAUGUUUUCAUAACAGUUUCUCCCCUCCCUAAAUUGGGAGGCCUCUUUAUCUUAGUUUCUCAGUUGUCUUUGUUGUCUGGCCUAACUCUUACUCACAUUGCUAAAUAGUGGCUCAAUGCCAUAGCCUUUACUGGUCCUACACUCACACAUUUCUAACACAUUAUACACAGUUUCAGGGUGUAAUAAUUAGUCAUGAAUAAUUAAUCUAUCACUAUGUUGUAUUGGGACUUUUGAAUUGCAUUAUAAAGCACGACAACCGCGCUGAAACAGACCGGUACGGUGUCCAUAUUAGGACAGCCCCAGCCCCAGUCUCAGCAGGAGUUGUGUGUUGUUUUCGAUUCCCAGUAACAACUGUGAACAGGACGCAGUGAUCAUCUCUGCCGUCAAUGGCUUCACCUCCGUCUACGCUGCAACAGUCAUCUACACCAUCAUUGGCUUCAGAGCCACAGAGAGAUUCGACAGCUGUCGUGGCGGGUAGGAAUUUACCCGUCUCUGUAGAUGACAUGUAUCUACUAUGUAUCACUGCAUCUAAUAGGAUAAGAGUACAGUUGCAGAAAGUUGCCAAAAAUGUGUCACCUUUCCCAAAAUUCCCAGGUUUUUCAGAAAUUCCAGUUGGAAGAGUCCUGGAAUCAGGAUGGGAUAUGCAGGACAUCCGGGAAUCCUCCAACCACGAUUUCUGGAAAAUCUGGGAAUUUUGCAACCCUACAUGUCCCUAACAGUGUCCCCUACAUCCGAUAUGACAGUAUGAUAGCCGGUGUGUUAUAGUUAGAUUUAAUGUUACAGUGAAAGAGGCCAUGACAUCAACUAAUUUUCCACAAUGAUUCUGUAGAAAUAUCCUGGCGCUACUGAAUACAUUUGAUCUCCCUGAGGGCAACAUCACUGAAAGCAACUAUGAUCAGGUUCUUCAUAGUCUCAAUGGAACAUAUCCAGAAGUCAUUCAGGGGCUCAACUUGAAGACCUGUGACUUAAACACUUUCCUCAGCGAGGUAGGAUUUUUAGGGCUGGUUUCCCAGACACAGAUUAACCGUAGUCCCGGACUAACAAGCAUGCUCAAUGAGAUUCUCCAUUGAAAGCGCUUUUUAGUCCAGCACUAGGCCUAAUCUGUGAAUGGUCUAAGGUCUCUUAUAAAUACUGACAAUAUCAGAAUAUUAUUUCAGCUUGACUAUAUGGCAAUGGCAAUCCCAAAGGGAACUAUAGACAUAAUAGUCUACUCCUACACAGUGUAGUAACACAAUGUUAUUUAAAACAGGAUCUAAUUCCACUCCUUCUCUGUGUGUCCUGAUGUAGGGGGUUGAAGGAACUGGUCUAGCCUUUAUUGUGUUCACAGAGGCCAUCACUAAGAUGCCUGUAUCUCCUGUUUGGUCAGUCUUGUUCUUCAUCAUGCUGUUCUGUCUGGGCCUGUCCUCCAUGUUUGGCAAUAUCGAAGGAGUUCUGGUACCACUUCAGGACCUGGGGGUUUUCCCCAAGAGUUGGCCCAAGGAGGCCACCACAGGUGAGGCAAGAGCUGGGACAGACUGAGGCCGGACAUCAGCUCAGGCAACACACCGGCCCAUUUAUUUCCUUCUGACCAAAACCCCCAAUUUAAACAGGCCCACUGGGCUAAAGAUGGACCAGCCUAUCUGUCAUUUGCCCGAACUGCCCUAUGGCCAGUCCGUUUCUGGACAAGAGCAAUCCAGACUUAUUGUCUCCUACAUUGAGAGAUUGAGACCUCUUUGUUAAAUAUCUUUAACUCAUGUUCUUUAUUCUGUUACAGGGAUAACAUGUGUCCUCUGCUGCCUUGUUGGACUGAUAUUUGUCCAAGGCUCAGGGAACUACUGGCUGUCCCUCUUUGACAGCUUUGCUGGGUCCAUACCUCUACUGAUAAUUGCAUUCUGUGAGAUGGUCGGGGUUGUGUACCUCUAUGGUAUUGAUCGGUGAGUAUAAUAAAUUCAUUCUGUGAGAUAGUCGGGGUUGUGUUAGAAACGCUACAGUAGAAGACACAGAAUUACCACAACAAACUGUGAUUGGAUGGAACUCAAGGAUUUUGGGUACUGGCCAGCCGGGCUAGUAGACCUCAAAUUCUACUUGUCCGGGUCCAAAAUCUGUGCCAUAUUUGAGAAGACAAAAUGUCACCCGCCAGUGGGCCAGGUUGGCACAUUUUCUACUAGCCCGGUCUGAAAAUACUAACAUCAGGCUAACGGGCUAACUUAAUUUCCAUCCAUAGUACUGGUGUUGAAGAUAUGUACAGUGUGGGAAAAAAGUAUUUGAUCCCCUGCUGAUUUUGUACGUUUGCCCACUGACAAAGAAAUGAUCAGUCUAUAAUUUUAAUGGUAGGUUUAUUUGAACAGUGAGAGACAGAAUAACAACAAAAAUAUCCAGAAAAACGCAUGUCAAAAAUGUUAUAAAUUGAUUUGCAUUUUAAUGAGGGAAAUAAGUAUUUGACCCCCUCUCAAUCAGAAAGAUUUCUGGCUCCCAGGUGUCUUUUUUACAGGUAACGAGCUGAGAUUAGGAGCACACUCUUAAAGGGAGUGCUCCUAAUCUCAGUUUGUUACCUGUAUAAAAGACACCUGUCCACAGAAGCAAUCAAUCAAUCAGAUUCCAAACUCUCCACCAUGGCCAAGACCAAAGAGCUCUCCAAGGAUGUCAGCGACAAGAUUGUAGACCUACACAAGGCUGGAAUGGGCUACAAGACCAUCGGCAAGCAGCUUGGUGAGAAGGUGACAACAGUUGGUGCGAUUAUUCGCAAAUGGAAGAAACACAAAAUAACUGUCUCCCUCGGCCUGGGGCUCCAUGCAAGAUAUCAUCUCGUGGAGUUGCAAUGAUCAUGAGAACGGUGAGGAAUCAGCCCAGAACUACACGGGAGGAUCUUGUCAAUGAUCUCAAGGCAGCUGGGACCAUAUUCACCAAGAAAACAAUUGGUAACACACUACGCCGUGAAGGACUGAAAUCCUGCAGCGCCCGCAAGGUUCCCCUGCUCAAGAAAGCACAUAUACAGGCCCGUCUGAAGUUUGCCAAUGAACAUCUGAAUGAUUUAGAGGAGAACUGGGUGAAAGUGUUGUGGUCAGACCAAAAUCGAGCUCUUUGGCGUCAAGUCAACUCGCCGUGUUUGGAGGAGGACGAAUGCUGCCUAUGACGCCAAGAACACCAUCCCCACCGUCAAAUAUGGAGGUGGAAACAUUAUGCUUUGGUGGUGUAAUUCUGCUAAGGGGACAGGACAACUUCACUGAAUCAAAGGGACGAUGGACGGGGCCAUGUACCGUCAAAUGUUGGGUGAGAACCUCCUUCCCUCAGCCAGGGCAUUGAAAAUGGGUCGUGGAUGGUUAUUCCAGCAUGACAAUGACCCAAAACACACGGCCAAGGCAACAAAGGAGUGGCUCAAGAAGAAGCACAUUAAGGUCCUGGAGUGGCCUAGCCAGUCUCCAGACCUUAAUCCCAUAGAAAAUCUGUGGAGGGAGCUGAAGGUUCGAGUUACCAAACAUCAUUCUCAAAACCUUAAUGACUUGGAGAAGAUCUGCAAAGAGGAGUGGGACAUAAUCCCUCCUGAGAUGUGUGCAAACCUGGUGGCCAACUACAAGAAACGUCUGACCUCUGUGAUUGCCAACAAGGGUUUUGCCACCAAGUACAAAGUCAUGUUUUGCAGAGUGGUCAAAUACUUAUUUCCCUCAUUAAAAUGCAAAUCAAUUUAUAACAUUUUUGACAUGUGUUUUUCUGGAUUUUGUUGUUGCUAUUCUGUCUCUCAUUGUUCAAAUAAACCUACCAUUAAAAUUAUAGACUGAUCAUUCAUUUCUUUGUCAGUGGGCAAACGUACAAAAUCAGCAGGGGAUCAAAUACUUUUUUCCCUCACUGUAUAAUAACAAUAGUUUUGUGGGUCUCUCUCUUGUGGGUCUCUCUCUCUGUGCCAGGUUCAACGAUGACAUUGAGUUCAUGAUCGGCCACAAGCCCAACCUCUUCUGGCAGAUUACAUGGAGAUUUAUCAGCCCCGCCAUCAUGUUUGUCAUCUUUGUGUUCUACUUUAUCACUAAAGUCACCGAAACGCUCCUCUAUAAAACCUGGAAUCCUGAAUCGGUAAGGUUUUUACUCUGUCAAGUCUGCAAAUCUGUUGAAAUCUAAAAUCCAAAUUGCAACACCUAAAUGUUGCUGUAGUUUGCUUCUAGGCCUCUUAACGUACUACUCACAAAGAAAAUGGCAUGACAAAGAUUUCACAUAUGCCUAUAUUUACAUGUAUAGCUACAUUAUGCAUAUAAUCUCCAUAUGGUACUGUACAUUACAGUGACAACAAGAACAUACUAAAAGCCUUAUACCAUUAAUCUUCCAUUAUAGGACAACUUCCCUACGUUGGAGGAGAAGCCCUAUCCAGCCUGGAUCUAUGUGAUCAUCUUUAUCCUGGCAGGGAUACCCAGUCUAUCUGUGCCUGGCACUGCUCUCUUCAAAUGUUUACGGAGGAAGAGCGAUAGAAAGUCUGAACAGCAAGAGCUCAAAACUGUCUCUAACCAAAUUGACUUGAACGACAAGGCUCAGAAUGUCAAAUCCCGUGCCUGA